GCCGCUUCUCAAGUCCGACCACCACAACCACUUUCUUUGCUGCUUCCUCAGCAAAGACCGCAGGAUGGAGGUGGAGAGGGUGCAGGCCAUCGCGUCCCUGAGCGUGGCCACCAACGACAUACCGCCGGAGUUCGUGAGGUCGGAGCACGAGCAGCCGGGUAUCACCACGUACCGCGGCCCGGUCCCGGAGAUCCCGGUGAUCGACCUCGAAGACGGGGACGAAGGCCGGGUGACGCGCGCCAUCGCGGAGGCCAGCCAGGAGUGGGGCAUCUUCCAGCUGGUGAACCACGGCAUCCCCGGGGAGGUGAUCCGGGCGCUGCAGCGCGUGGGCAGGGAGUUCUUCGAGCUGCCACCGGAGGAGAAGGAGAAGUACGCGGCGGCGCCGGGGAGCCUCCAGGGCUACGGAACCAAGCUGCAGAAGGACUUGGAAGGCAAGAAGGCGUGGGUGGACUUCCUCUUCCACAACAUCUGGCCGCCGACGCACGUCGACCACCGCGCAUGGCCGGAGAAUCCGGUGGAUUACAGGAAGGCAAAUGAGGAGUACGCCAAACAUUUGGUGGGAUUGGUGGAGAAGAUGUUGGUAAGCCUGUCCAAGGGACUGGGGCUGGAGGCCGACGUCCUCAAGCACGCAGUGGGAGGGGACGACUUGGAGUUCCUCCUCAAGAUCAACUACUACCCGCCGUGCCCGAGACCCGACCUCGCCCUCGGCGUGGUGGCUCACACCGACAUGUCCGCCAUCACCAUCCUGAUCCCCAACGACGUCCCCGGCCUCCAGGUCUUCAAGGACGACCACUGGUUCGACGCCAAGUACGUCCCCGACGCCAUCAUCGUCCACAUCGGGGACCAGAUCGAGAAACUGAGCAACGGCAGGUACAAGAGCGUGCUGCACCGGACGACGGUGAACAAGGAGAAGGCGAGGAUGUCGUGGCCUGUGUUCUGCUCCCCGCCGGGCGAGACGGUCAUUGGGCCUCUGCCGCAGCUCGUCAGCGACGAACAGCCCGCUCAGUACAAGACGAAGAAGUACAAGGACUAUGCUUUCUGCAAGCUGAACAAGCUUCCGCAGUGAGGUCGCACCGGGUUCUUCUUGCAUGAGGGUAUUGCUGUACUUUGCCUUAUGUGUGGGUCCCUUUUAAGCUCAUAUAGUGGUCUCUGUCCACUUUGAGUUGGCAUAACUCUGUUGGAGCAGAAGGUGGAGCCCGCUCCAUCCUUCUUAUCUAAUAAAUGAAUAUUUGGAUGUAAGCCAUCAACGGGAAAAUAAAUCUUUAGUUUUAGUACC
Musa acuminata AAA Group (dessert banana) is the source of this 1276-nucleotide messenger RNA. RefSeq names its product flavonol synthase 1. Lineage: Eukaryota; Viridiplantae; Streptophyta; Magnoliopsida; Zingiberales; Musaceae. The record is from RefSeq and is a predicted model, not a curated record. Bases 65 to 1066 code for a protein of 333 amino acids. The transcript is spliced from 3 exons.